CGCAUUACAGUCGGUUUGUGUUUUAUUUUUUUUUAUUUUUUUUCCACUGUGAAGUUAUUGUUGAAUAUUUCGGCGUCCGGUUCCGUGUUCUGGUCAUUUAAAGCUUUCAUCGAAUUCAGACGUUAACGGACGGUUUCGGAUACAAAACAAAACAAAAUAAAAAAAAACGAACUAAAAGCCGAAGAUGUGCGAGUGUGAACCCGGAGCGGCGGCGGGUGUGAACCGCUACAUGCUACGUGUACGGUAACGGUUGAAGUGAAGGAGGCUCUUAGCUAGCGGAGAGAGAGAGGGAGAGAGAGGGAGACAUGGACCCAGAACAAACAGGAUUUUAACUUUUUAUUUUACCGACAGAUGUUUAGAGGCUGUGGAACCGAACCGCCGGAGGUUUGUGCGGCGAAAGUUAGCAGCUCGGGCUCCGUCAAGCGGAGAAGAGGAUGAAGGUGUGAAAAACACUGGAAAUAACGGGGUCCCCCCCCCGAACCCACCGGAAAACAACGCGACUGCCGCUGCCUUCGUGCUUGUCUUGAGGGGUUAAAGCCCGUCGGGGCUCGAAUCGUUAACCGGCGGACCGAAGUCGGGCGGCGUGAGGUCUGUAAAGAUGAUGUACUCAUCGAGAAGAAAGCCUGUCCUCUACUUCAAAGAGGAGAGGAGGUAAGAGUUGGGUCUAGCUACUUGAAUCCUGUUAAUCCACAAUGAUUAUUAAAGAAAAAUAAAGUGUGUUAAAGAAAGAAGUGAAAGUGAAAGAAAGGACCGUCUUGAAACCAAACGAAGACUCUUUCUUGGCCUUUUGAAGAACUGAGGUCUCAAAAGUUCCCCAUCAAGAGGAGCGAGAGUUCCUGUCUGGUAAAUGUACGGUCUACAAGCUGUUCGGCCUCUGCGUGGUGCUGGUGCUGGUCUCUCUGCUCUGGCUGCAGCUCAGCUGUUCGGGCGAAAUGUCCUCCUCGAUGCAUGAAGACAGACGCCUUCCCCAGCAGCAGCAGCAGCAGCAGCAGCAGCCCUGCCCCGCUGACAGUCAGGCAUCUGCAGUGGACAACCCCUCCUGGGGUCCUCACAAACUGGCACUCAUCAUCCCCUUCAGAGAGCGCUUCGAGGAGCUUCUGGUGUUUGUUCCCUUCAUGCACACGUUUCUCAACAAGAAGAAGAUCCGCCACAAGAUCCUCAUCAUCAACCAGGUGGAUCACUACAGAUUUAAUCGAGCGUCCCUUAUCAACGUGGGUUACUUGGAGAGUGGUAACGACACAGACUACCUGGCAAUGCACGAUGUGGACCUGCUGCCCCUGAACGAGGCUCUGGACUACGGUUUCCCCGAGGACGGACCUUUCCACGUGGCCUCACCUGAGCUGCACCCGCUCUACCACUACAAGACCUACGUAGGAGGAAUCCUGCUGCUCACCAAGAAACAUUACCACAUGUGUAAUGGGAUGUCAAACCGUUUCUGGGGUUGGGGCAGAGAGGAUGACGAGUUCUACAGAAGACUGAGAAAAGCUGAACUACAGCUGUUCAGGCCGAGUGGAAUCACUACAGGAUAUAAAACCUUCCUCCACAUCCACGACCCGGCCUGGAGGAAGAGAGACCAGAAGAGGGUCGCAACUCAGAAACAGGAGCAGUUUAAGGUGGAUCCAGAGGGGGGGCUGACUAACCUUGGUUACCAGGUGGAGUCCAGGCAGGAGGUGACCAUCAGCGGGGCUCCCUGCACCAUCAUCAACGCCAAACUGGAGUGCGACCAGAACCAGACGCCCUGGUGUCUUCUGGCGUAGAUGACGGAUGCAGGACCGGUGUCGGUUCGGCUCUCACGGGAGGUCGUGUCUUGUUUGUUCUCCCGAGGCUUUUCAGGUUUUUAUCUAGCGGUGCGACACGGAUCCUUUUGGGAAGCGCUGGUCGUGGUUCUAAUUUUUGCCAAGGGGCUUUAUUUUUGCUUAAAUGUUCUGUUUUUUAAUGGAUGGCACUGGUCGAUCUGCAGCUGGAAUACCCUUCAGUGAAACCAAAUGUGGCGGCAUUGAGUUGGAAAAAGUCAGCCGAUCCUUGACUGGUAUAAAUAGGCUAAUUGAACAUUGAAACUGAACUGAAGCAGAACACGACCAGCCUGGAGUUUAAUGUCCCUGAGGAUUAAACAAACUACAUUUCCCUUUUAUCAGGUACAUCUCAACAACAGAACUGCUGUUUCAUAAGCCAGGUAAUAUAUGACCGUGGAUUAAAACUUCCUGAUGAUGGUGUCCUACCUGUCGAACUGGUCAGUUCAGUAACGGUAUAUUAGAAUUCCUCAACAUUGACUUGGAGACUAGUUGUGUUUUCACACCUUGAACAUCAAAGAAAACUGACCUGAAAACUGUUUGGCGUCCUCAAACCUCAGUGCAGUGGAUGGAGAUGGACUGUCACAAGUCAGAGCCAAACCAAGACGGACGAGCAUGACCAAACCCGAGCCGUCUGAAUCCUUCUCUCUAUUUUUUGUUCUUUUCGGUACCUGCUGGCAUGGUGUGCAUGCAAACUUAAAGUCUAUUUUUUUUACUCUGGGCUUGUGCAAAUGGAGCAGAGAUGGUGGAGGGACGGCUGCCAACGAAGCAUGUUUCACCAGAUAUCAAAUAUCUGCCAAAUAUGCAUCAUACUGUAAAAUCAACGUGUUUCUUUUAGGUUUUUCUCCAUGUUGGAGAAAAAGAUCAACUAUAAAAUUUGUGUUUUUGAGGAAUCCUCAAACACUGACAAGAGUUCGGCAAAUUUCUGACUACUAACCUCAGAAGUAUCUCAUUGUGUUUUCUUUUCCCGCUGACUCUGCUAAAACAAAGAAAGUGAGAUCUAAUGUUUGGCUGACACUCUUCUUAUUUUGUUUUUGUUUUGUUUCGUUUUUUUUUUUUUUUUUUUUUACAGUGUGUUCCUUGUUAAUGGCAGCGCAUUGAAUUCGCCAAAGAAAAAAAAUGGAAGACUUUAUUUUGUAUAUGUGACUUCUGUGUCUCAUAUUUGCAACUUACAUUUUUUUUGGGGGGGGGUUUGAAGUUAUGAGAUACUAAGUCGUUAUUAUGAGAAAACAUCUCUUAGUUUCUUUUCUUUGAUGAAUGCAAUGCUUCAAAGUAAACUGAGCCAAACCAAGCCAAACCAGGCUGAACUGAACUGUAGCAGAUUAUGACAUUGAUAUUUUGGCAGCAGCAGGAACUUCACCGGAACCUUUAACAUAAACAUUAACAGUUUAUAUUUAUUCUCAUCAGAGGUUGUAAAGUACAAUAAAAUCCGAAAUCUUUUUUUUUUAAAGACAAAAGCCAAGUAAAUUGUCCCAGAAACACAGGCCAGUUUUAUUGGUGUUUCUGACAAUUGGCCGUAAACAUUGAUAAAAAGAUUUGAGAAAUGUCUUUGAAAGUUGUUGUUUUUUUUUGUUGGUUUUUUCUUUUUUUUUGAAAAUAAAAUGUCAGUCAUCAUCUACACACUUCAAAAAUGCACUAGAGUGAGUAGAGAGUGACACACAUGUAAGUUUAAAUGUCAGUGUCUGGCCUAUUCCCUGUUACAUCAUUACAAAAACCUACUCAAAAAUAAGAGACAAAAAUUUGUUAUUAACUGUAUCGUGAUAGUGUCAUUGCAGAUUUUUUUUAAUUUACGAAAGAAAGAUGAUUUAUACCUGCAGCCAACAUUCAGGGCUCAAGAUUCCCAAGUUGAGCGAUUCAAUAUGAAAGAAAAAGGGUUAAUUUAAGGGUUAGUUUUUGAAAAUGGAAUAAAGUUGGUUUCAGUUACCAUGAAAAUACUUGUGUUUGUUGAUGGGAAGUUGUGAGGGAUCUUGUCCCGAUAAUAUUUCAGCUGUCAGAGUCAACAUAGAACGAUACUGAAAUAAAAUUCCAAGAGAGUGCAGAACCCUUUUUCUGAACCUUCAAUGUGAAUUUGUCCUUCACUAUCCUGGCUUAACGGUUCUGUUACAGUCCGGCUUUUUAGUUUAAUAUUCAGAGGGCUGCCGACACUGUCUUUUUCUCUGCUGUUGUACUGGUCGGCCUCCAGGGAGCGCUCUGGAGUUUUAAAUGCAAUGGAUUUAGAUUAACAGUGUGUGUAUACAGACCAUGGUGUCACAUUGAUAUUAUUUCCCAGAGACAAUGGUGCCAUGUAUUAGUACAAUAUUCAGUAUUUAUAUAAAUCUGACUACAAAAAUAUCGCGAGGUUGUUUGUUUUUCUUCUUUGUUUCCAUGUUUUUUGUUCAUAUUCACGUAGGAUAUGUUGUGAAG
Molecule: messenger RNA, 4193 nt
Organism: Xiphias gladius (swordfish)
Lineage: Eukaryota; Metazoa; Chordata; Actinopteri; Istiophoriformes; Xiphiidae
Gene: b4galt7
Product: xylosylprotein beta 1,4-galactosyltransferase, polypeptide 7 (galactosyltransferase I)
Exons: 6
Coding region: 933-1757 (274 amino acids)
Biological process (GO): proteoglycan biosynthetic process; carbohydrate metabolic process
Molecular function (GO): xylosylprotein 4-beta-galactosyltransferase activity
Source: RefSeq, a predicted model, not a curated record